This is a messenger RNA of Gorilla gorilla gorilla (western lowland gorilla), 7862 nucleotides long. It is a transcript of the gene CCDC88C, whose product is annotated as coiled-coil domain containing 88C. Gene Ontology annotation, cellular component: centrosome; cytoplasm. NCBI's taxonomy places the organism in Eukaryota, Metazoa, Chordata, Mammalia, Primates, Hominidae. Gene Ontology annotation, biological process: cytoplasmic microtubule organization; cytoskeleton-dependent intracellular transport. Gene Ontology annotation, molecular function: microtubule binding; dynein light intermediate chain binding. The record is from RefSeq and is a predicted model, not a curated record. The coding region runs from base 486 to 6572 and encodes 2028 amino acids. The transcript has 30 exons.
GCACGUGGCGCUCGGGCCCCGGCUGCAGGCGCACGCGCGCAGGGAUGCGCCACGUGCUGGGGCCCCACACGCGGGGAGGCUGCGCUCGGCGAGGGCGCGCGGUCCCACGGGAGGGGAGCCGGGCCCCGCGACCCACCCGCCGCGGGCCACUAGUCCCCUCCCAGCGCCCCGCGUAGCCGCGUCCCGCGCCCGGGCUCCCGGGCUGGCACCGCGAGGCGGCGCGCCGGUCGCCCAGGGCUGCCGAGGGGCGGGGCCGCCCGCAUUGUUCCUCCCCGAGCGGCGGGCCCUCCCCUUCCCCCAGACCCGGGCGGGGCGCGGGGCCGCCGGAGCCGCGGAACGUGGGCUCGCGCGCCCCGCCUUUGUCUCCCGGGCGCAAGCCGCCGCAGCCCCGGGCCCGCUGCUCGCUGCGGAGCCGUUUUGUGCCGCGGCGCGGGGGAACGGGGACGCGGGGCGGGGGGCGCGGAGCCGGCGGGCGCAGCCUCAGCAUGGACGUGACAGUCUCGGAGCUCCUGGAGCUCUUCCUGCAGAGCCCGCUGGUGACCUGGGUGAAAACUUUUGGCCCGUUUGGAAGCGGCAGCCAGGACAACCUGACUAUGUACAUGGAUUUAGUGGACGGCAUCUUUUUGAACCAAAUUAUGCUGCAAAUAGAUCCCAGGCCCACAAAUCAACGCAUCAAUAAGCACGUCAACAAUGAUGUGAACCUUCGCAUUCAGAAUUUGACCAUCUUGGUGAGAAACAUUAAGACCUACUACCAGGAAGUUCUCCAGCAGCUGAUUGUAAUGAAUUUGCCCAAUGUUUUGAUGAUUGGCAGAGACCCACUGUCUGGGAAGAGCAUGGAGGAAAUCAAGAAGGUGCUGCUGCUGGUGCUGGGCUGUGCCGUCCAGUGUGAGAGGAAAGAGGAGUUCAUUGAAAGAAUCAAACAGCUGGACAUUGAGACCCAGGCUGGCAUCGUGGCCCAUAUCCAGGAGGUGACUCACAACCAAGAGAACGUGUUUGACCUGCAGUGGCUGGAGCUGCCCGACGUGGCUCCGGAGGAGCUGGAGGCCCUGUCGAGGAGCAUGGUGCUCCACCUGCGGAGGCUCAUCGACCAGCGGGACGAGUGCACCGAGCUGAUCGUGGACCUCACUCAGGAACGGGACUACCUGCAGGCACAGCAUCCAGCCAGCCCCGUCAAGUCCUCCAGCGCCGACUCCACUCCCAGCCCCACCAGCAGCCUCUCUAGCGAAGACAAGCAGCACCUGGCCGUAGAGCUGGCCGACACCAAGGCCAGGCUGCGGCGCGUCAGGCAGGAGCUGGAGGAUAAGACAGAGCAGCUUGUGGACACCAGACACGAGGUGGACCAGCUGGUGCUGGAACUGCAGAAAGUUAAGCAGGAGAACAUCCAGCUAGCGGCAGACGCCCGGUCUGCUCGUGCCUAUCGAGACGAGCUGGAUUCCCUGCGGGAGAAGGCGAACCGCGUGGAGAGGCUGGAGCUGGAGCUGACCCGCUGCAAGGAGAAGCUGCACGACGUGGACUUCUACAAGGCCCGCAUGGAGGAGCUGAGAGAAGAUAAUAUCAUUUUAAUUGAAACCAAGGCCAUGCUGGAGGAACAGCUGACUGCUGCUCGGGCCCGGGGCGAUAAAGUCCAUGAGCUGGAAAAGGAGAACCUGCAGCUGAAAUCCAAGCUUCACGACCUGGAAUUGGACCGGGACACAGAUAAGAAACGAAUUGAGGAGCUGCUGGAAGAAAACAUGGUCCUUGAGAUUGCACAGAAGCAGAGCAUGAACGAAUCUGCCCACCUUGGCUGGGAGCUGGAGCAGCUGUCCAAGAACGCAGACUUGUCAGACGCCUCCAGGAAGUCGUUUGUGUUUGAGCUGAACGAAUGUGCGUCCAGCCGCAUCCUGAAGCUGGAGAAGGAGAAUCAGAGCCUCCAGAGCACCAUCCAGGGGCUGCGGGACGCGUCCCUGGUGCUGGAGGAGAGCGGCCUCAAGUGCGGGGAGCUGGAGAAGGAGAACCACCAGCUCAGCAAGAAGAUUGAAAAGUUACAAACCCAGCUGGAGAGAGAAAAGCAGAGCAACCAAGAUCUGGAGACCCUCAGUGAGGAGCUGAUCAGAGAGAAGGAGCAGCUGCAGAGUGACAUGGAGACCCUGAAGGCUGACAAAGCCAGGCAGAUCAAGGACCUUGAGCAGGAAAAGGACCACCUCAACCGAGCCAUGUGGUCGCUGCGGGAGAGGUCGCAGGUCAGCAGUGAGGCCCGCAUGAAAGACGUGGAGAAGGAGAACAAAGCCCUCCACCAGACGGUGACGGAGGCCAAUGGCAAGCUCAGCCAGUUGGAGUUUGAGAAGCGGCAGCUGCACAGGGACUUGGAGCAGGCCAAGGAGAAGGGGGAGCGGGCAGAGAAGCUGGAGAGGGAGCUGCAGCGACUCCAGGAGGAGAACGGGAGGCUGGCCAGGAAGGUGACCUCCCUGGAGACAGCCACCGAGAAAGUCGAGGCCCUGGAGCAUGAGAGCCAGGGCCUGCAGCUGGAGAACCGGACGCUGAGGAAGUCUCUGGACACCUUGCAGAACGUGUCCCUGCAGCUUGAGGGCCUGGAGCGUGACAACAAGCAGCUGGACGCAGAGAACCUGGAGCUGCGCAGGCUGGUGGAGACCAUGCGCUUUACCAGCACCAAGCUGGCACAGAUGGAGAGGGAGAACCAGCAGCUGGAGCGUGAGAAGGAGGAGCUGAGGAAGAACGUGGAGCUGCUCAAGGCGCUGGGCAAGAAGUCAGAGCGCCUGGAGCUCAGCUACCAGAGCGUGAGCGCUGAGAACCUCCGGCUGCAGCAGAGCCUGGAGAGCAGCAGCCACAAGACGCAGACCUUGGAGAGUGAGCUGGGCGAGCUGGAGGCCGAGCGCCAGGCGCUGCGGCGGGACCUGGAGGCCCUCCGGCUGGCCAAUGCACAGUUGGAGGGGGCCGAGAAGGACAGGAAGGCCCUGGAGCAGGAGGUGGCCCAGCUCGAGAAGGAUAAGAAGCUGCUGGAGAAGGAGGCCAAGCGGCUGUGGCAGCAGGUGGAGCUCAAGGAUGCAGUCUUGGACGAUAGCACUGCCAAACUGUCCGCUGUCGAGAAGGAGAGCCGCGCGCUGGACAAGGAGCUGGCCCGCUGCAGGGACGCAGCCGGCAAGCUGAAGGAGCUGGAGAAGGACAACCGGGACCUCACCAAGCAAGUCACCGUGCAUGCAAGGACACUGACAACUCUGAGGGAGGACCUGGUGCUCGAGAAGCUGAAGAGCCAGCAGCUCAGCAGUGAGCUGGACAAGCUGAGCCAGGAACUGGAGAAGGUCGGCCUCAACAGGGAGCUGCUGUUGCAGGAGGACGACAGCGGCAGUGACACAAAAUACAAGAUUUUGGAGGGCAGAAAUGAAUCAGCAUUAAAAACAACACUAGCCAUGAAAGAAGAAAAGAUUGUGCUCUUAGAAGCACAGAUGGAAGAGAAAGCGAGCCUAAAUCGCCAGUUAGAGAAUGAGCUGCAGAUGCUGAAGAAGGAGUGUGAGACCCUCAGGCAGAACCAGGGAAAGGGGCAGCACUUGCAGAACUCUUUCAAGCACCCUGCAGGGAAGACAGCUGCCAGUCACCAGGAGAAGGAGGCCUGGGGGCCCGGCCAUAAGGAAGCCACCAUGGAGCUUCUCCGAGUGAAGGACCGGGCCAUCGAGCUGGAGCGGAAUAAUGCAGCUCUGCAGGCUGAGAAGCAGCUGCUCAAGGAACAGCUGCAGCACCUGGAGACCCAGAACGUGACCUUCAGCAGCCAGAUCUUGACACUGCAGAAACAGAGCGCCUUCCUGCAGGAGCACAACACCACACUGCAGACCCAGACCGCCAAGCUGCAGGUGGAGAACUCCACACUGAGCUCCCAGAGCGCCGCGCUCACCGCGCAGUACACGCUGCUGCAGAACCACCACACGGCCAAGGAGACAGAGAACGAAAGCCUGCAGAGGCAGCAGGAGCAGCUUACAGCUGCCUACGAGGCCCUGCUGCAGGACCACGAGCACCUGGGCACGCUGCACGAGCGGCAAUCGGCCGAGUACGAGGCCCUCAUCCGCCAGCACAGCUGCCUCAAGACACUGCAUCGGAAUCUGGAGCUGGAGCACAAGGAGCUCGGGGAGAGGCACGGUGACAUGCUGAAGCGCAAGGCGGAGCUGGAGGAGCGGGAGAAGGUCUUGACCACUGAGCGAGAGGCGCUGCAGCAGGAGCAGAGGACAAACGCCCUCGCCGUGGGCGAGAACCAGAGGCUGCGGGGCGAGCUGGACAGGGUCAAUUUCCUGCACCACCAGCUGAAGGGGGAGUACGAGGAGCUGCACGCCCACACCAAGGAGCUGAAAACCUCACUGAACAACGCACAGCUGGAGCUCAACCGCUGGCAGGCCCGCUUCGACGAGCUGAAGGAGCAGCACCAGACCAUGGACAUCUCGCUGACCAAGCUGGACAACCACUGUGAGCUGCUCUCCCGUCUCAAGGGGAACUUGGAGGAAGAAAAUCAUCACCUCCUGAGCCAGAUCCAGCUGUUGAGCCAGCAGAACCAGAUGCUUCUGGAGCAGAACAUGGAGAACAAGGAGCAGUACCAUGAGGAGCAGAAGCAGUACAUAGACAAAUUAAAUGCCUUACGAAGACAUAAGGAAAAGCUGGAAGAAAAAAUCAUGGAUCAAUACAAGUUCUAUGAUCCUCCUCCAAAGAAGAAGAACCACUGGAUUGGAGCCAAAGCCUUAGUCAAACUCAUCAAACCAAAGAAAGAGGGUUCGAGGGAACGCUUAAAAUCCACCGUGGACAGCCCUCCCUGGCAGCUGGAGUCCUCAGACCCCGCCUCGCCGGCGGCCUCUCAGCCGCUCAGAUCACAGGCCGAGAACCCCGACACCCCCCCACUGGGCUCCAGCUGCGCAGAAGAGCGCGACGCCCACAACGGGUCUGCGGGGAAAGGCCCUGGGGAUCUAAAACCAAAGCGAGGCUCCCCACACAGAGGCAGCCUUGACCGCACAGAUGCCUCCACCGAUCUGGCCAUGAGGUCCUGGCCCUCGGAGCUGGGCUCCCGGACCUGCUCAACUUCAGCCACCACUACAGCCCCUUCCAGCUCCACCCCCAUCGCCCGGCACCCAGGCCGCACCAAAGGCUAUAACUCAGAUGACAACGUCUGUGAGCCAUCCCUGGAGUUUGAGGUCCCCAACCACAGGCAGUACGUGUCGCGGCCAAGUAGCUUAGAGAGCAGUAGAAACACAUCCAGCAACAGCUCACCUCUUAACCUAAAAGGCUCCUCCGAGCAGCUCCAUGGCCGGUCUGAGAGCUUCAGCAGCGAAGACCUGAUCCCCAGCAGGGACCUGGCCACUUUGCCCCGGGAAGCCAGCACACCGGGACGCAACGCCCUCGGCCGCCACGAGUACCCCUUGCCUCGGAACGGGCCUCUCCCACAGGAGGGUGCCCAGAAGAGGGGCACAGCCCCUCCCCACGUCGGAGUGCGGCCCUGCUCGGCCUCCCCCAGCAGUGAGAUGGUCACCUUGGAGGAGUUCCUGGAGGAGAGCAACCGCAGCUCCCCCACCCAUGACACUCCCAGUUGCCGGGAUGACCUGCUGAGUGACUACUUCCGAAAGGCCAGCGAUCCCCCAGCCAUCGGAGGCCAACCAGGACCACCUGCCAAGAAAGAAGGGGCCAAGAUGCCCACCAACUUUGUGGCCCCCACCAUCAAAAUGGCCGCCCCCACCUCGGAGGGGAGGCUGCUGAAGCCCGGGCAGUACGUAAAGCCAAACUUCAGACUGACUGAGGCCGAGGCCCCACCCAGCGUGGCCCCGAGACAGGCCCAGCCUCCCCAGAGCCUGUCUCUGGGCAGACCCCGGCAGGCUCCGGUGCCCCCAGCUUCCCAUGCACCUGCCAGCCGCAGUGCCUCCUUGAGCCGGGCCUUCAGCCUGGCCUCAGCUGACCUUCUCCGGGCCAGCGGGCCAGAGGCCUGCAAACAGGAGUCCCCUCAGAAGCUGGGGGCUCCUGAGGCCUUAGGGGGCAGAGAGACAGGCAGCCACACCCUGCAAAGCCCCGCACCCCCCAGCUCCCACAGCCUGGCCCGGGAGCGGACCCCACUUGUGGGAAAGGCUGGCAGCUCCUGUCAGGGCCCAGGUCCCCGCAGCCGGCCGCUGGACACGAGGCGCUUCUCCCUGGCUCCACCAAAGGAGGAGAGGCUGGCCCCCCUGCAUCAGUCUGCCACAGCCCCCGCCAUUGCCACUGCAGGUGCUGGUGCUGCUGCUGCUGGCAGUGGCAGCAACUCCCAGCUCCCGCACUUCUCACCUGCUGCAGCCCCGGCUGCCAGGACCAAGCCCAAGGCGCCCCCACGCUCAGGGGAGGUGGCCACCAUCACCCCUGUCCGGGCAGGGCUCAGCCUCUCAGAGGGAGACGGGGCCCCGGGGCAGGGCUGCAGUGAGGGGCUCCCGGCCAAGAGCCCAGGUCGGUCUCCCGAUUUGGCUCCCCACCCCGGCCGGGCCCUGGAGGACUGCAGUCGAGGGAGCGUCUCAAAGAGCAGUCCGGCCUCCCCGGAGCCCGGCGGGGAUCCGCAGACCGUGUGGUAUGAGUACGGCUGCGUGUGACUGUCUCGUGGUUGAGCUCGCAAACCUGAAAACUACUGACGCGCCUUCCGACUCUCACAGCCUUUUCUCUUGCUUGCCUGCGGUGCCAGGAGAGGGUUUGGAAUGAGGAAAGGGGUUCCCACGCAUUUCUGCUGUUUGUUCUGUGAAUGGAAACACUGUGCCAAGCCCCAAGAGGAUUACGCUUCCAGGUGUGUAACGUGUUUUCUGUGUCUGCCGCUUCCAGCAGCUGAUAUCUUUGGAACAAAUCCACGUCAGCAUGGGGACCAAUUAGGAUGCAAUGACAAACUGACUUCCCCCAAAGCAGACACUACUCCAGUAUGUCCCAGUAGAACACUCAUUUGCAAUGUGUUGAGCUCCGUUAAGCACACACACACACACACACACAACAGGCUCACGAGGCUCAGGCCUGGCGGGUCAAAAAGCCCACUCCCUCUCCCAAAGGCCACUGGAUCCCAGGAGAAGCCCAGACUGGCGAUACUACAAAGGUCUCCAGGGCCUGGCAGACCCCAGAGUCAGGCCUGCUGUUAAAAAGUGAGAGUGCUGCUGUUCCAUUCCUGGGGUCCCAAGCACUUCCCUUUACCCCAGGACCCAGGGCAGCUGGCGGUGGCCUUGGCCAUUUGCCCCCAGCCUCCAGCUGGCUCCUGAGCUCUGCACCAGGGGGUUUGGGGACCACACAGGCACCUGCCUUCCUAGAUUUCCCUGGCUCACUUUUCUGCAAACACUGGAUCUGCCAGGCCUGGGGAUUGGGGGGCAGGAAAGAGGCCCCCAUCCAGCCCCCUCCAGGCCAGUGUGCACAGUGCACCGAGGGGUCACCCGCACAGAGCGAGGUGCAAGCUCGAUGUGUAACCUGGCUGCGGCACCCGACAUCCCCGGUCUCGGGGUGUUGAUUUAUUUCUGAAUAACUUUUUGGGUAUAGAAACCAAUUUUUUUUUAAUAUAUGACAUGUAUAUGUACACACUCAUGUGAAAUAUGUAUACUUUGGGGGGAUCUAUUUAUGUUCCAGUGGGAGUCACUCUCUUCUGUCGGGAAUCUUAUCUGCUGCUUUGUGUCUUUGGUCAGAUUCCUGACAAUUUAGUUUCCUGUUGUAAAGGUGCUUUUCCUGGGGUGAACUAAACCUAUUGAUUUUUUUUUUAAGAUUUUUUUUCCUUUUGAUUUAAUAUACUGAGAAAGAAAUGGGAGACUUUUGAAUGUUAACAAGAUCCAUUUUAGGAGUGUUUGGGGUUGUGUAUUAAAUAGCCAUUCGUUCUGGAACUCAAGGACAGGAUUGUAAUAAAAUGGAAUGGAACCGAA